This is a messenger RNA of Aureobasidium melanogenum CBS 110374, 1419 nucleotides long. RefSeq lists its product as uncharacterized. The record is from RefSeq and is a predicted model, not a curated record. Lineage: Eukaryota; Fungi; Ascomycota; Dothideomycetes; Dothideales; Saccotheciaceae. The transcript is spliced from 3 exons. Bases 1 to 1419 code for a protein of 472 amino acids.
AUGCAAACUCCACCAUAUACCCCAGAAACAAAAAUAGACGAGUCAUUGCAAAACCGCUCAAGUAAAGGAUCAAGACGCCCUCGUGCUAGCAGUGUCAUCAGCAACGUCUCUUCUGAAGAUGGCGCCGUAUUCCUAGGCAAAGCUCCUCCUAGAGCACUUACACCACGACCUAGACAACGUAGACCCGAACCAAUUCAAGACACCGAACAAUCCAUCGUCACAUCUGAGGAAGACACACGGCCUCCCUCUCCCAUCUGGCUAUGGCUCGAGGAUCAAUGGACGCGAACACAAAGAGAUGAAACCGAGUUCUUACGACAACUGGUUUUGUUCUUAUUCAUUACCCUGGCGUUUGUGACGGUGAGGUCUUAUAAUGCGACGUGCCCUCCUCAGAGCCCUGGAGUGGUGAUCAAAGGAAAUGUUGAUGAUCCUGCUUGGUCGGCUGUUGAUCAUAAUCCUUGGCCAAUGAUGGACAGAGAUGCUAGUGAUUCUGUUUUGUCGCCAGCAACGACAUUGGCAGGAGAUAUUUCUAGUUCUGAUUGGUCACCAGUUCAAUCAAAGCCCGAUAUACCUCUAGAUACCAACAUAGCAGCCUCACAUUCUGGCUCUUCCGCAUUUGCAAUGUGGAGCUUUCUGCCAGCAGCCUUAACAAACCCCUUACAACCAUCCAAGCUCAAAGAGGGAGUCAAGUCACUCUUAUAUCCGGUCACUAUCGCAGGCUCCGUCUGGUCGUUUGCUCAGAGACAGUUCAUGAGCUGGUCAUGGUCCAAAACCACUUCUGCAUUCACGCCGGUUCGUGAGCCAGACAUUCAUGGUUGGGACGUUGUUAUUGCCAAUCAAGAACGCAGACAACAUUUCCUAUCUGAAUUGAGAAAUAUGGAGGAAGUAAGCUCGCAAGUGCAUAUAAAGCUUAAUUCUGAACUCUUCGAAAGGUCUGCAGACCUAUCUGACAUAGAGAGCUAUGAAGAGCUACAGACGCACUUGACAGAGUUAAAGACACAUCAAUUCGAGAUUGUGAGGCUUCUGGGAAUCUACCACAAAGCAAGCAUCUUCGCCUCCUCCGCCCUAGACGACUACAUCCUAGCCGGGCGCUCUUCAACAAGCACCAAAGAUCUCGAUUCCUUGCGUUUGACAAUGCUAGACACUGGUUCCCAACUCCUCAUCCACCUAAACACAGCACAAGAAAACAUAAGUUUCGUUGUAAGAGCAGUUGAAGGUCUUCCUUGGAAAGCGGACAAGCAGAGAUGGUGGUUAGCAAGAUGGACUGAUCGGUAUAGGUAUCGAGGGAUUGUUGCGGCGUUUGAUGGUUUGGAGCAUUUAGGUGUAUAUGUCAUUGCUGCUUGUACUGUCAGUAUCAAUCUGAAGUGCAGCAAGAUACAAGACAAGGACUGGAAUCUAUACAUGGACGAAUUUGGCGGAUAA